This is a messenger RNA of Manihot esculenta (cassava), 1826 nucleotides long. Its product is annotated as putative clathrin assembly protein At1g03050. Gene Ontology annotation, biological process: clathrin coat assembly; vesicle budding from membrane; clathrin-dependent endocytosis. The coding region runs from base 33 to 1757 and encodes 574 amino acids. Lineage: Eukaryota; Viridiplantae; Streptophyta; Magnoliopsida; Malpighiales; Euphorbiaceae. The transcript has 2 exons. The record is from RefSeq and is a predicted model, not a curated record. Gene Ontology annotation, cellular component: clathrin-coated pit; clathrin-coated vesicle. Gene Ontology annotation, molecular function: SNARE binding; clathrin heavy chain binding; 1-phosphatidylinositol binding.
UGUGUAUACAUAUAUCUGGGAAAUAGCAUGCGAUGGCUCCAAGCAAGAUAAGGAGAGCCAUUGGGGCAGUCAAGGAUCAGACGAGCAUAGGGCUAGCAAAAGUUGGGAGUAGCACUUCGUUAUCAGAAUUGGAUGUAGCAAUUGUAAAGGCAACUAGCCAUGAAGAGUACCCAGCAGAGGAGAGACACAUUCGUGAAAUCUUAAGCUUAACAUCGUAUUCUCGAGCAUAUAUAAGUGCAUGUAUAAACACCCUCUCAAGAAGGCUAAAUAAGACUAAGAAUUGGACAGUGGCAUUAAAGACACUUAUUCUCAUCCAAAGAUUACUGGCAGAGGGGGAUCCAACAUAUGAGCAAGAGAUUUUCUUCGCCACAAGACGAGGGACUCGAAUUCUUAACAUGUCUGAUUUUUGUGAUACUUCACAUUCUAAUUCAUGGGAUUACUCAGCAUUUGUGCGUACUUAUGCACUAUAUCUUGAUGAAAGGCUUGAGUUUAGGAUGCAUAUGCGUCGUCGGAAGCGAAGUGCUUUAGAAACUGAUGAUGAAGGACAAGAGACUUCAACAACUUAUGGGAGAUCCAUACCAACUCGAGAUAUGAAAAUUGAUCAUAUCUUUUCCAGGGCACAACAUUUGCAACACCUUCUUGAUCGCUUUUUGGCAUGCCGCCCAACAGGUGGAGCAAAACAUAGUAGAGUUAUGAUGGUCGCUAUCUAUCCAAUAGUCAAAGAAAGCUUCCAAAUAUAUUAUAAGAUAAUGGAGAUCUUGGGUAUCUUAACUGAUCGUUUCAUGGAGCUAGAGAUUUCUGACUCUAUCAAAGUUUAUGAUAUUUUCUGUCAUGUCUCAAAGCAGUUUGAUGACCUUGAUAACUUCUAUGGAUGGUGUAAGAAUGUUGGUAUUUCACACUCGUCAGGUUACCCUGAAGUUGAGAAAAUUACACAGAAAAAACUAAACCUCAUGGAUGAUUUUAUAAGAAACAAGUCAGCAUUGGCCCAAACCACAAAAGCCAUAACUUAUGAAGCAAAACUUGACAAUGAAGAAGAAUCUGAAGGUCCAGAUGACAAAGAAGUUGAUAUGAAUGCAACAAAGGCACUACCACCACCUGAUGAUUUUGUUGAGGAUUCAACACAAGAAGUGAUAGAAGAACUAAUUAAGGAAGAGAUAAAAGAAGAAAAAAUAGAAAAAGAAGCUGAUUUGUUGAACUUGGGUGAUGAUGCACAAUCACUAGAAUCACAUGCAAAUCAAUUGGCUUUAGCUUUGUUUGAUGUUGAUGGUGGUGUUGCAACAAACACUUCAACACUGGAAUUAUUUAGUGAUGUCACAGCAGAUUGGGAGUCAGCUCUAAUUCAAUCUGCUAGUGCUUUAUCCAAUAAAAGGAAGAAUCUUGCAGGGGGUUUUGAUAUGAUGUUGCUUGAUGGUAUGUAUCAACAAGGGGUAACAAAUGCAGCAAUGUCAAAUACAGCUAGUGGAAGUGCAAGCAGUGUUGCUCUUGGAUCAGCUGGAAGGCCUGGAACAUUAGCACUUCCAGCUCCACCAAUGGCAAACAAUAGUAACGUAAAUUUGCCUAUUGUAGACCCAUUUGCAGCUUCAUCUACAGUUGCCCCACCACCAUAUGUGCAAAUAUCAGACAUGGAGAAGAAGCAAAAGCUAUUAAUGGAUGAGCAGUUAAUGUGGGAACAAUAUGCCAAAGAUGGGAUGCGAGGACAACUUGAAUUAGCACAACCGAAUUCUUACAAUAUGGGGGGAUAUACAAAUGGACACUAGUUGUCCAAUUAUAAAAAUGCUUUAGUUGCUUUUUCAAGAUGACUUUGUAAUCUACUUUCCAAAUUUUAG